AUGGCGCGGCCGCUGCGACGGGAGGCCGUGCCGCCGCCGCUGCUGCUGCUGCUGCUGGUGCUGCUGGCGGCGGCGCUGGGCCUGGCGCAGCCCCCGCCGCCCCCGCAGCCCGCCGCCCCCGCCUGCCGCGCCUCCGAGCUGCCGUGCGGCACGGGCCGCUGCGUGGCGCUGGACCGUUUCUGCGACGGCGAGGACGACUGCGGCGACAAGUCGGACGAGCCGCGCUACUGCUCCCCCUGCAACAGGACGUACUACGGCGACGUGGGGCGCACGUACGAGCUGGAGAUCAGGCGGCCGCGCGAGGACCGGCUGCCCUUCCUCUGCCACCUCAACUUCACGGCCGGCGGCAAGGAGCUGGGGGACCUGGUGCAGCUGACGUUCGACACGUUCACCGUGGGCAAGUUCGUGUCGUUCACGGCGGACGGCUGCCCCGACGGCCACAUGAGCGUCCGCGAGCUGGGGCGCCCGUCGACGGGCGGCCAGUGGUGCGGCAGCGCCUGGGGCUACACCGUCUACUACAGCGAGACGGCGUCGCUCAACCUCACGCUGAGGCUGUACCGCCUCUCCGAGCAGGGGAUCGGCUACAACUUCGACUUCAAGCUGGCCUACAAGUUCCUGCGGCGCAGCGAGGCGCGGCUGCGCUACGGCAACAGCUCGGCGGGCACGUGGCGCGGCCAGCUGGCACCCGGCACCUACUGCGACCGCCUGCUGGACCGCUGCGACGUGCGGCCGUGCCGGGUGCAGUCGCCCAACUACCCGGGGGUGUACCCGCGCAACGUCACCUGCCGCUACCGCCUGGAGCACCGCACCGUGCCGCGCGGCAAGCACGCCAUGCUGGCCGUGCGCCAGCGCAACAGCCACAAGAUACACAUCAAGGACCAGAUCGUCAAGUACGACCGCAGCCAGAGGGUCCUGCGGGUGUGGGACCAGUGCAACGUGGUGCAGGACUACCUGACGGUGUACGACGGCGCCUCGCCCUCGGCGCCCGUGCUCGUGCGGCUGUGCGGCGGAGACGCCGUGCCGGACAUCGUCAGCUCCGGGCCGAACAUGCUGCUCGAGUUCCACACGUCGCCCUACGACAACCCCUUCCACCCGGUGCCGCUCAGCUACCUGCCCGGCUUCGAGCUGGAGGUGCAGGUGGUGUACGUGGACGCGCGCUCGCAGUCGUACGUGCGCGACGGCGGCCGCUGCGAGUUCCUGCUGACCAGCUUCGACUCGUCGUGGGGCACGCUGCAGAACCCGCGCCACUCGCUGCCGCCCAACACCACGUGCCGCUACCACUUCCAGGGCCGCCGCCACGAGACCGUGUGGCUGUCGUUCGUCAAGUACCACGCGGCGAGCGCCGACCCGGCCGUGUACGACCUCACGUCCGACUGCAACGCGCGCCUGCGCGUCUGGGACGGCCGCGCCGCCGCCGGGUGGGCCGCGCCCUCGCAGUCCAACGUGACCCUGCUGGGGGAGUUCUGCAAGGAGGAGGUACCGCGACUCUGCGACCACAACCUGCUGAGCAACAGCUCGCGCUUCACCAGACCCUGCUCGCUGGCCGAGAGCUACGUGUCCUCCGGCUCCGAGCUCACCGUGGAGCAGUUCCUGCGGCAGGGCAGCGCGCUCUACCCGGUCAGCUUCGCCCUGCGCUACGAGUUCGUGGACACCAGCCUAGAGGGCGCGCCCGCCCCGGGCCCCGCCGGCCCCUGCGACCGGCUCUUCAGCUCCUCCGCGGCGUCCGCGGGUCGCUUCCAGUCUCCCAGGAGCGUGUUCUUGUACGGCCGCGGCGGGGCGCAGAACCUCAGCUGCACGCUGCGCUUCGAGGCGGGCCCGGGCGAGAAGGUGAGGCUCGCCCUCCACCGGGCCCGCUUCGGCGAGCGGGCCUGCGAGUCCCGCCUGGACGGCCGCACGGGCCGCUGGGCCUGCGUCUCGCCGAGACGCGCCAACUCCAGCGGCGUCGUCGCCGAGCUGUGGGUGUCGGAGCUGCCGUGGCCCGGCGUGCGCCUGGCGAGGGACUGCCUCUGCUCGCGCCUCGCCGACCCCCUGGUCGUCACCACCCUCGCGUCGUCCGUGGUGGAGGUCAACUUCACCGUCACGCUCAUGAACAUCACGCAGGACUUCUCCGACUUCUACUUCGAAGGGGAGUACCAGUUCCUCAACGCCUUGGACCUGGACAUCGGCCUGUGCUCCGCCUCCGGCGACGAUCGGAGACUCAGGGGGACCAGCGGCGAGAUUGCGAUCAGGAGUCCCGUGUCCAGAAUCCCUGAUCCGCAGUCUGCGAUGGAUGGUCAUCUGGAGACUUCCGGGGAUAAAGAGCAUGUGGGUCUUUUCCGUUGCGUGAACUUCCCUUGGCUGAUAGAGCCCGAAGACCCAUCCAACAACUUCUUGUACUUGAAGAUACGCGGGUUCGAACUGACAGGGAGACAAGGACUUCAGUGUCACACACAGAACCGCAUAGUUGUGUAUUCUGGGGUCGACACGCGGAAUCCCAAAGUCAUCUGCCCGGCGGACGACUCUUCCAACAGGGUGCAGGUGGUGGAAAUAUUCUCGGACGGCUGGAACCGAACAGACAAUGGCAGUUCGAUAAGUAAUAGUUUUCUGCUCCUCUCGCCGCAUGCUAGGAGCUUCGUGGUGGAGUUCCUGGAGAGGGAGCCUGGCAGUUACUCCGUCACGUGGAUAGAGGUUUCCAAGCGGCCACUGCUCACUUCCUCGAGCUCGUUCAUCAUGUAUUCUUCCACUUCUCCUCCGGACUGUCCAUACAGAUGCCCGGAGCUGAACGCGUGCAUCAGCGCGGCGCUGUGGUGCGACGGCUCGCGGCACUGCCCCUCCGGCUUCGACGAGGAGGAGUCCAACUGCGCCUACCAGCUCGCCGUGCCCUUGCUGUACGUGGCCAUCGGCGGCGGCGCGCUGGCGGUGCUGGCGCUCCUCAUCGCCGUCACGGCGUGCGUCAAGUACCGCCGGCACCGCCGCAGCGAGCGCAAGAAGAAGAAGAGCUGUGCCAGUGCCGGCGGCUCCAACCACUUGCACGUCAACCACCUGCACAACAACGGCGACAGCGCGGGACAGCGGUACCGCACGUCCGCGGAGGAGAUGUUCCUCGACGGCAAGGACAGCUUGUGUUGA
Bacillus rossius redtenbacheri is the source of this 3108-nucleotide messenger RNA. RefSeq lists its product as uncharacterized. Lineage: Eukaryota; Metazoa; Arthropoda; Insecta; Phasmatodea; Bacillidae. Gene Ontology annotation, molecular function: protein binding. The transcript is spliced from 8 exons. Bases 1 to 3108 code for a protein of 1035 amino acids. The record is from RefSeq and is a predicted model, not a curated record. Gene Ontology annotation, cellular component: plasma membrane.